Messenger RNA from Penicillium taxi, 381 nucleotides. RefSeq names its product Vacuolar transporter chaperone 1. The record is from RefSeq and is a predicted model, not a curated record. Gene Ontology annotation, cellular component: fungal-type vacuole membrane; vacuolar transporter chaperone complex. Bases 1 to 381 code for a protein of 126 amino acids. Lineage: Eukaryota; Fungi; Ascomycota; Eurotiomycetes; Eurotiales; Aspergillaceae. The transcript is spliced from 2 exons.
AUGUCUUCCCAACCUCUUCUUGAAACUGCCCCAGGCAAGCUCAUCGCACUGCCAACACGUGUUGAGCCCAAAGUCUUUUUCGCAAAUGAGCGAACAUUCCUCUCAUGGCUGAACUUCACCGUCAUCCUCGGUGGCCUGGCUGUCGGACUUCUUAAUUUUGGUGAUCGAAUUGGCCGAAUCUCCGCUGUUCUCUUCACUCUCAUCGCCAUGGCGGCUAUGAUAUAUGCCGUCUUCACAUUCCAUUGGCGUGCUCAAAGUAUCCGUCGCCGCGGUCAAAGCGGUUUCGAUGAUCGAUUUGGUCCUACUGUUCUUGCUGUUGCACUACUAUGUGCUGUCGUGGUCAAUUUCAUUCUGCGAAUUCGCGAUGGACAGUUGUCUUGA